AAAUUGGCAACCUAUGGUUGUUAUAAAUAAUAUAAAAAGACUAGACGUUCAGUAAAUAAGAAAUAAUUUUCAAAAUGACUCCAGUAGAUAUUUUCAACGAUUUAAUGGAAAUUGAACCAAUAGAAAUAAUUUUUCCUGUAGAUCCUGUAAAUGACGAAUCAUCAUCAGACCAAAAAUUUAUCCAAUACUAUCAAUUAUUACAAAGAUAUUCACGACUAAAAAGGAGACAAUACACUUUAUUUUAUGCUUAUAAACUUGGACAAUUAUUAGAAAAUCAAAUAUUAUCACGUGCUCAGAAAACUUUAUUUAGAUCUAGAAUGACGACACACUUUUAUCAAGGAUGUAUUAGGACCUAUCAUAUUUUUCUUAAUAUAGGAGUAGAACAAAUAUUUAGAACAAAAUUAGUAACUUUUAUGAUGUUGAAAAAGUUAAAGUCACAAGAAUUUCGAUUAUUAUGUGGAGCUGAAUUUAGUUAAUGAUAAUCCUUAAAAUCGAUAAAUUAAUCGUGAAUGAUUGACAAAAUUAGAAAUCAAUGAUGAUCGACAAAUCAAAUUAGUUUUUAUGUUGAACAAACUGAUCAAAAAUGAUCAGCAUGAAUAUGCGACUCAAUGCCCCAGAAAAUUUAC
This is a messenger RNA of Rhizophagus irregularis DAOM 181602=DAOM 197198, 626 nucleotides long. NCBI's taxonomy places the organism in Eukaryota, Fungi, Glomeromycota, Glomeromycetes, Glomerales, Glomeraceae. The record is from RefSeq and is a predicted model, not a curated record.